GUAAAAUAUGAUCCAUCAAAAUAUUGCCACAACCUUAAGAAGAUAGGGGAGGAUUUCACAAAUACCAUUCCUAUAUCCAGCCUCACUUGGGAAUUAGAAGGAGGAAACGACCCUAUGAGUAAAAAACGGCGUGGAGAGUUCUCUGACUUUCAUGGCCCGUCUAAGAAGAUGAUAAAAGUCCAAAAGGACAAAGCUCUCACUGGGUCGCUAGCCUCAAAUCCAAGGUCCAGUUCAGUAAUGGAGAGUCCGUACUUAACACAGCAACAAGCUACACAAAAGAGAACUUGUGAUUCCAUUACUCCUUCUAAAUCACCCCCUGUUUCUGGUUCUAAUACUCAGAAACUUAAAAAGGUACUUUUUCAGACAUCUGGCUUAGAAACUGUCAGGAAGAGAAAGAGCAUGUCUGAUGAUGAUUUUGAUUCUGAAGAUGAAUUAAGAGCAAUGAUUGCAAAAGAGGAAAAUUUACAGAGGACUAUGUGGUCCUCUAUAAAUGAAUCUGAAGAUGAUCCCUUUGAAGUUGUAAGGGAUGACUUCAAAUCAGAUGUUUACAAACUUUAUUCUUUAACAGAUUUAAGUGUCAAAAAUAAUGUUUCUGAUAAUAAUAUUGUGGGAAAUGACAGUGAGUAUGAUUCAGGAGAUACAGAUGAAAUCAUUGCAAUGAAAAAAAACAUUGAUAAAGUCAAAAACAGUAUAGAAUUUUCACAAAUGGAAAAAUCGAUACACAAGAAAACUUCUUUUAAAAACAGAGAAAACUCUGAUCUUUCUGGUCGUUGUAUUAAAGAUCAAAAAAGAAAAAAUGUAAAGUCAGCACUCGGCUAUGGGGUGAAACCUCUUAGUCUUAAAUCUCCACCUGACUCCAGCAGCAGUGAAGAUGCUGAUUCUGCAUCAGAAUUAGCUGUGUCUGAAGAAGAUGAGGAAUAUAAUGCCAUCAUGAAAAACUGUCUCCGUGUGAAUCUCACGUUAGCUGAUUUGGAACAAUUGGCUGGCAGUGAUCUGAAGGUUCAAAAUGAAGAUACCAAGAGUAAUAGCCCAAAAUCUAUAGCUCACUGCAAGUCUGACAGAGCCUCCAAGAGCCCUGACAGCCUCCACAGAGGCCGACAGUGUAUUCAUCCUGAAGAAAUUGUGGCUUCCCUUUUAGAAGGAGAGAAUUCUUAUUGUAAACAGAAAACAGAAGAAAACAUCUUAAAGCCAAAAUUUCAGGCUUUCAGGGGAAUAGGCUGUCUGUAUGAAAAGGAGUCAACAAAAAAAUCCUUGAAAGAGAAUGUCAUAAAUGGAGAUUGGAAUUCCUUUAAACACAAGGAUCCCAUGAGCAUUUCCACUGAAAGUGAUUCCACAUAUGCUAAUGGCUCAUCAAAUCAACUGACUCCAUGCCAACAUACAGAGAAGGCAAAUGGUCUACACCAUAUUCAGUCUCAAAAAAAACAGUUCACUUUUGAGAACCCAGAUCACAAGGUGGUAUCCUCCAGCAGUUCAGAAAAGGGAGGUAGGACUCCUAUUUCUAGUCUGUUGCCAUUAAAAGGAAAGAAAUCCUUAAGUGCAAAGACUUACAAGAUAGGCUCUGACAAAGAUAGUUGCCAUAGCACCACAAAGACAAAAUCUUCAGAGGAAGAGAGGUCUGAUUCAAGCAUCCUCACAUCUCUGGAUAAGUCACCAAAGGUGUCUUCCAGGAAGGACACACAGGAAAGCAAAACUGACUUCUCACUUUCUAUUAGUAAUUCUGCAGAUGUGAGUGCUGAAGAUAAGCAUUCCAUAGACAACCAGAAGCGUUUGGCAGCCUUGGAGGCAAGGCAGAAAGCAAAAGAAGUGCAAAAGAAGCUGGUGCAUAAUGCUCUAGCAAAU
Messenger RNA from Otolemur garnettii (small-eared galago), 1839 nucleotides. RefSeq names its product nucleolar protein 8-like. Lineage: Eukaryota; Metazoa; Chordata; Mammalia; Primates; Galagidae. The record is from RefSeq and is a predicted model, not a curated record. The annotation marks the transcript as partial. Gene Ontology annotation, molecular function: RNA binding. The transcript has a single exon.